AUGGCUUCCUCCAUUCUAAAUUCAUUCUUACUACUCUUCUUCUUACUCUCUCUGCUCUUCUUCUCCACAACAUGGGCUCUCAACUCUUCUUCUUCCACCACUACCACUUCUCUAGAUUCCCAUCUCUCUUCUAUAAGAUCUGUCUGCAAAUCCACACCAUACCCAGAUGUCUAUUUCAACUCACUCAAGCUCUCCAUUUCAAUAAACAUAAGUCCCAACAUCCUCUCCUAUCUCCUUCAGUCCCUUCAAACAGCUUUAUCCGAAGCUGGAAAGCUGUCCAAUCGAUUUUCCCAACUGGGACCCUCCAACAUCAUUGAGAAACAGAGGGGAGCAGUCCAGGACUGCAAGGACCUCCACCAAAUAACAGUAUCUUGUCUGCAGAAAUCAGUGUCCAGAGUCAACUCAGCUAACACCCAAAAACUAGCCGAUGCGAGGACCUUCCUCAACGCAGCCCUCACCAACAAGAACACUUGCUUAGAAGGCCAUGAUUUCCCAUCGAGUCCUCUGAAACCGACCCUGGUGAACUCCAUUAUCACCACAUACAAGCACGUCAGAAAUUCUCUCUCAAUUCUCUCUAGUUCCAAUUUUGAACCACCGGCCGCAUUGAAUGGCCAUAACAAGCGCCGCUGUCUCAUGGGUAUGGGUUUUCCGGAAUGGGGGGUUUCAGUGAAGGACGGCCGCAUCUUGCAGAGUUUCGGCGACGCAUAUGAUCCGAGCCAGGUGCUCACGGUGGCCGCGGAUGGAAGUGGAAACUUUACUACAGUCACUGAUGCUGUUAAUUUUGUGCCAAACAACAGUGAUGUGAGAAUAAUUAUACAAGUGAGAGAAGGGGUUUAUGAGGAGAAUGUGGAGAUACCAAAUAACAAGCCCAACAUUGUGAUGUUUGGAGAUGGAAGCGAUACGGGCAACAGAAGCGUGGUGGAUGGUUGGACUACUUUCAGAUCAGCCACUGUUGCUGUCUCCGGGGAUGGGUUUCUGGCAAGUGACAUAACUUUCGAGAAUAGGGUUGGACCCGAGAAGUACCAAGCAGUUGCACUGCGCAUCAACGCGGACUUUGCAGCAAUGUACAAGUGCACCAUAAUCGGUUACCAAGACACACUCUACGUCCAUUCCUUCAGACAAUUUUAUAGAGAAUGCGACAUUUAUGGGACCAUUGAUUUCAUAUUUGGUAACGCAGCCGUUCCUUUCCAGGCAUCCAACAUAGUAUCAAGAAAGCCCAUGCCGGGGCAGUUCACAGUGAUCACUGCCCAGUCCAGGGACAUUCUAGACAAGAACACUGGGAUAUCCAUACAGAACUGUUCCAUUGUGGCUGCAGAGGACUUGUACAACAUGAAUAAUUCCGCCAGCAGCAAGAUCAAGAGCUAUCUGGGGAGGCUGUGGAAGGUGUACGCUCAAAUGGUGUAUAUUGAAUCGUACAUCGAUGAAUUCAUCGACCUGGCAGGGUGGACGGAGUGGCCUUCUAGUGAUCCUCAAGGAGGCUUGGACAGUUUGUACAAUGGAGAAUAUGAGAAUAGUGGGCCGGGUUCGGGGACUGAGAAUCGAGUCAGUUGGGCAGGGUACCACGUAAUGGAUUACUAUCAUGCCUCUAAUUUCAGUGUUUGA
This is a messenger RNA of Camellia sinensis, 1602 nucleotides long. NCBI's taxonomy places the organism in Eukaryota, Viridiplantae, Streptophyta, Magnoliopsida, Ericales, Theaceae. The record is from RefSeq and is a predicted model, not a curated record.